Apus apus (common swift) is the source of this 5524-nucleotide messenger RNA. It is a transcript of the gene UVSSA, whose product is annotated as UV stimulated scaffold protein A. The record is from RefSeq and is a predicted model, not a curated record. The coding region runs from base 169 to 2391 and encodes 740 amino acids. Gene Ontology annotation, biological process: response to UV; transcription-coupled nucleotide-excision repair. Gene Ontology annotation, cellular component: chromosome. The transcript has 13 exons. Gene Ontology annotation, molecular function: RNA polymerase II complex binding. Lineage: Eukaryota; Metazoa; Chordata; Aves; Apodiformes; Apodidae.
UCCGAGGGGCGGGCGAUGGCGCCGCCGAGGCCCGGAGCGGCGGCCCCGGGGGUACCGGGGGAUACCGGCGGGUCCCGGCGGGUCCCGGGGUCUCGGCUCCCUGACACGGCUCCCCGGGCUUGAGGGACUCGGCAGGGCAGCUGCCCCGCCCCGCCGCUGCCGGCAGAGAUGGACCAGCGGCUGGCCGAGCUGGUGGAGGAGCUGACCACCUCGGGGGAGCCGCGGCUGGAGCCGGGCAGGCUGAAGGAGCUGAAGAAGAUCUGCAAGUCUUCGGAGGAGCACGUCCGCCACGCCUUCCACCUGCUGCGGACGCGGCUGAAGGAGGAACACGCCGAGAUGCGCUUCUCGGCUUUCCUGGUCCUGCAGGAGCUGUUCACCCGCUCCCAUCCGUUCCGGACGCUGGUCAUUUCCAACUUCCAAGAGUUCUUGGAGCUCACCGUGGGGAUAGACCAUGAGCAGCCUCUUCCCCCUCCCAGGGAAGUGGCGCAGAAGCUGAGGAAAGCUGCUCUGAAGUCGGUGCAAGACUGGCACGAGAAAUACGGAGAGGCCUACAAGCAGCUUUCUCUGGGAUACCACUUCUUAAAGCAGAAUAAGAAGGUAGAUUUCCAAGAUGUGCAUGCCAGAACCGUGGCUGAAAGGAGGAGGGAGGAAGAGAAGCAAAAACGAUUGGAUACCAUUUAUAAAGAAAAGGCCAAAAAAGCUGAAAAAGAAAUGGAAGAAAUGUCCCAAGAGGUUGCCAACACACUGACAGAGAUGGAAAACUGUUUCCAGCUUCUGAUUCCAGAUCUUUUUGACUUCACUGUGAAUGACACAGAACUGGAACCCAGCAAACAAAUGACUUCUAAUGAGGAUAGAUCUGCAUCUCCCUCGUCGUCCCAGAUGGAAGUUAACCAGUCCUUUGGAUACAUAGAUGAUGAACAGCCAUGCUGCAGCAAGGACAUUGUUUCUCAGUGUGUUAGAACUGAGAAAAACAAAGAGUUAGAUGGGAAACCUGAGCAGAAAGAACCAGAUGGAGGCACAUGCUUGGAAGUCCAAUCUGAGGUCCCUGCUCUCCAUGAUGAUGAUUACCAGACUUUUGUUAGGAGCCAUGGGCUCAUUUCACAUAAGUAUACUCUAGACCUUGAAAUCUCCACAGAUAUAAAAGUGCAAGAGGAUGAAGAUAAUGCUGCCAUAAUAAAUAAUAUCAUGGAUGCUCACAGACUCCUUAAAAAUAAGUUCUGGCCUUCUGUGCAGUCCUGGAUUCAGUUAUUUACCAAAGCAGGAGUAAAUGAUGAUCGGCUCAGAUGUGCCAUUGAUCUCAAGAAUAAAAUGGAGACUGCCAUGAAGAAAUACAAGGAAAUGAACAUUUCCUUUAAAGAGAGAAAAAGAAAAGUGAUGAAAGCCUCGGAUGACGAUGACGAUGAGGAGGAUGAAGAUGAAUUUGUGGAGGUCCCUGAGAAGGAAGGUUAUGAGCCCCACAUUCCAGACCACCUGCGUAAGGAAUAUGGUCUAGAACCACAGUCACCUCCAAAAGCACCAGCAGCGAAGACGACAACAGGACCAGCUCCGCUGAGCUCCCGCACCCACCUGAAAGGGAAUGAAGAUGAACUUGAUCCAACCUGUGCAGCUGCCACAUUGAAACUUAUUAGAGACAAACUACCCAAGUUACCACCUCCACAUGCCAGUGACUCUGCAAGUCCUGAGCCAGCAGCCUUGGAAGAGCCUGACAGUAAGAGAAGAAAACUGGAAGAAGAAAGAGCUAAAGCUCCCCUCAUGCCUUUUGGAUUAGACCUUCACUACUGGGGACAGGAUCAGCCAAGUGCUGGGAAGAUUCUCAAAUUUACUUCUGAGCAUCGAUUCUGGGCACCCAGUGAAGUAGAGGAAGAGGUGGAAAAUAAAGAAAUAACGGAAAUGUUAAAAACUAGAUAUAUAACAUUUGCUGGCAAGUUUGAACCAGUGAAGCACAAGUGUCGAGCCCCAAUGCCUGAUGGAAGCCUGUGUGAAAGACAAGAUCGGAUUAAGUGCCCUUUCCAUGGAAAGAUAAUUCCUCGGGAUGAAUCCGGGAUUCCUGUUAAUGCAGAGGACAGAGCCAGAGAAGAAAAGAUGAAGUUUGAGAAGCAAGCAGCUCAGCCAGAGUGGCGAGAUCCAGAAUUUAUGAGAGAAGUUGAAGCAGCCACAGGACUGGAUCUUGGUUCAUCUAAAAAUAAUGGAAAAGGAGGGAAGAAGAAAGGGAAGAAGAAAAAAUACCCCAACCUGACAGACCUGAAGCAGCAGGCUAAUACUUCUCGUUCCCGGCUUGAGAAGAAGGUUUUCAAUAAAGGUGCAGUGAAACGGGUGGUGAAAGCAAUGAACAGAGUGGACCAAAGAAAACAUGAGAAGUUUGCCAACCAGUUUAACUAUGCACUGAAUUAACUGUACUAAAAUGAAGGGCAAAGAAGAUUAUCCAGAGUGCAAGUGCACAAAACCUUGAUCAUAAUUAAAGUACUAUGCCAAAUGCAUUUUCACUGGGAUAAUUUUUAAAUUGUUUUCAGCUUGAGCUUGUUUGAUAAUUAUUUGAUAAUGAACUUAGUUUAUCAUUAUUUUGGCCAACAUGUGGUGGUAUAGAAUGGAAUGCAUUUAACAAGUUGGAAAUGUACAUGAAAGAGCAUGAUUUAUGACUUGUACGUACUCUGGGUAAAAUGUUCAGAUGGGUGGUUUGUUUUUUUUCCUUCCAAAGGGACUCACGUAACUUAUACCUCCUUUGCCAAUGUGUGUUGUAAUUUGCUUCCACUUUCAUGCCUUCAGAAAAAAAAAGAUAUAUUAGAAACAAUUAGAUUUCUAGCAGAGCUGACAACCCAGAGAUUAUUUGCUCAUCCUGCUAUUCUAGGAUUCCUCAAGCAGCACAGUGGCUCCUGCAGUACCUCUAAAGAGCUCUUACAUACACACACACACACCAAAUCCAAAUCAACUGAUGCCUUCAGAUAAUUAAUGGAGUAGAGGUUGAUUUCAGCAAACUGAAAUACAGAAACUAAUGCAAAAUUAGUAGCUGUGGUGGUAGAAAAGCUGAAAUGACAAAGGUCAUCCUGGUCUGCUUUUUGUCUUCCCACAAUGGUAUCCCAGUAUCUUUCAGAACUACACCUGGAAGGCAUGUUGUGAAAGUUUGUAGGGGUGCUCAGACUGUGCUCAGUUCAGCCCAUUCCAAAAAGCUCAGAGUGAAAGUGUGAGGAUUUAGAAAGUCAUUCAAGUGGCAUAUUGUACUAGGGAACUGCCUGGCUUGAACCAGUUAGAAUGUUAUCAGGCUCAGGUCUGAGGAUGCAUCUCAGGAUCCAGAAGCAUCUGGACUCUUCUAACUCCAGAAAGUUAACUCACAUUCCGAGAUCAAGCAGCUGGAUCCAGUGUGGUUUGGUGUUAUUGGCUGGGUGCUUGACCAGGUCUCCCAAACCUGCUUUGCUGGCUAUAGUCUUGUCUUAAGCAGAGUGAACCAAACAUUGACCAGUUGUGGUCUUGCAGUUUCAUACAGCUUUAUAUGUGAAGGAAAUCCAGAGUAUCAAGGAAGACAGAAUGUUUGAAAAUCAACUUCAAAGUGAAGCGUGGAAGUCUUCCAAUAAAAUACAGAAUACAAAUCAGAAUGGAUUCUCUACAUCACUGGCUUAGUCACUCACCUGUUGAAGGUGUUUCCUCAUGCAUCAAAAGCCUGUAAGAAUUUUAAAAGGAGAAACAUUCAACUCCUUAGUGUAGCUUCUGACCACCUCAGACAAAAGCUAAUUCACAGUUUUGCCAGCUGCCUUUUGACUUGCACAGGUACUGCUUAGAAAGCAAUAAAUGCUGAAUCUUGCUAGUUCAUCUUGCAAGAGCUCUGCAGUUCAGAAGACAUUUUCCUCUUCAACAUGGGUACUUAGAAGAUUUACUUCUAAAAUACCAGAAAUAAAAUUAUAAACAGUCAGAAUUUUAAAAGUUAUCUACUACACUGGAAAGCAAAGCCACUUCUACCAUCAGUCUAGCUAACUUGGCAGGGAAGACUUCAGGUGAAAAUGUAGACAAGGACAAACCAGGUUCAUCACCAGGUCAUCUGAAUCAACUGAUAAACUGAUUUUAUUUCUUCUUACAGAUAAAAACACAAAAUAAAACCAAAACCAAACAAAACCAACAACAACAAAGCCCUGCACGUUUGAGUGUAAUACGGAUCAUCGGAUACUGGGAUCCCAGAACAGUCUAAAUAAAACUGAUAGAUCUUGGACAGUAACAUUCAGAAGAUCCACAUAGAUCAUUGUGCUACUAUUCCAGAGAUUCUUGGGCCUGCACAAACUGAAAGUGUUGAUUUAUAAGCCACAUUUUCUCUCCUCCCUGUAAAAAGAGGGGGGAAUUUAUAUUGUGUAGUGGCACUUAACCCUUCUUUCCUGUGGACUGGAGAUGCUAGAAAGUUUCCAUCAAACAGAAGGUGCACUUUACCUCUUGGAGUUCCUGGUUUGGGCCUUCAGUAAAUUAAAAACAAAACAAAACAAACAAAAAAAACCAAAACAAGCCCAAAGACCAAGAUUAGAAGGGGAAAGGUAGAAAUCUGUGAGAAAAAUGUGUGCUUAAUAAGUAGCACUCCAUUAUGAUGCUACUUGGUCACAUCAGUUGUAGAAUUAUCAGCUGAAACUUCCUCUCUGGACCUGAGUGUCUGAUCCCCCAGUAAAACCUGAUCCUAUCAUGUGAUCCAUUUGCUCUCCCCCUGCUUUAUCAAAAACACAGAUGUGCAAAAAGGUGUUUUUCUAAGGUGCCUCUUUCAUGCAGAAAAAGAAUUUGCAGAAUUAGUGUUUCCCAGGAAGUGACUUGGAGAAGACUGACUCAGGCACACUGCCUGGACUUUGGGCCAGGGUAGCGAUGACCUUUUUAAAGCUCUUGUACUCUUUUGUCUAGUUUUGUUACAAGAACUUUUCUUGUCAGAUGGGGAAUACCCCAAGUUGGAUAUGAAUCCUUUUCUUCCUUUUUCUGCCUUGAAGCAGGAAAGACUGUUGACUUUUCACAGGAGAAUGUGUUAAACACACCCCUCCUCUCUAGCCCUGCCUUUGUGCUGACCUGACCUCAGCAUGCAUCUUCCCCUCAUCCAGUGUGUGAGAAACUCAUGCUUCCCAUGUUAAUUAUUGCAUCAUCUAAUCAAAUUAUUUCUCUACAAGGGCAACUCAGCAUAUGUACAUAUGAUGAGUCUUGUGUUUUGUCACUUAAGCAUUCUCAUCAGGUCUGGUCAGACAUAAUUUAGAGGAUUUGAGGAGCUUUCUCCUUUUCCUGGAUAUUCUGUAGCUCUGCUGUAGGAAAUUUUUUUUUAAAAGGCAUCUGUCUCCAAAGAUCCAGCAUAGCUUCAUUAAACAGAGAUCUUCUUGAGUCCAAAUUAAAUCAAGCUACUUUUUGGAUACACCACACCUCUUUGUGUAGCACUUUACUUACAGCAGUUUAUCUGAGGUCCCUGAGAUCAACUUUUCAAACAUCUUAGUUGCUAAACUGGGUGACGUUUCUACUGGAACUUUUCUAUUUCUGUCCUCAGGGCUUCUGGGAAAAAAAUGUAAUAAAAGAAAUGCAAAUGUCA